Molecule: messenger RNA, 3766 nt
Organism: Danaus plexippus (monarch butterfly)
Lineage: Eukaryota; Metazoa; Arthropoda; Insecta; Lepidoptera; Nymphalidae
Exons: 13
Coding region: 174-2228 (684 amino acids)
Biological process (GO): SCF-dependent proteasomal ubiquitin-dependent protein catabolic process
Cellular component (GO): SCF ubiquitin ligase complex
Molecular function (GO): RNA binding; protein binding
Source: RefSeq, a predicted model, not a curated record
AAAAAUCACGACCGUUGUAUUGUAUGUUGAUUGCAUUUGCUAUUAUCAAUCUUAUGUUGGGUAUUUACACUAAAUUCUUCGUGUUUCUUAGCUGAUUUGAUUAUAAUGUACAAACAUUAGUUGCAGUUUUAGUUGGAAAUAGAAACUACCAUCUGAAAUCUGUAAUAUUGGCGAUGUAUUUCGACGUCGACGAUGAUGAUGGAUUAUUCAACCGCGAAGUAUAUCACGUUGUUCAUCAGGAACUUUAUGCAAUAAAUUCUAAUCUCGAUCUAACAGCCUUUGGUGUAAGAAAUGUUCCGACUCACACUGAAGAUGGAAUACCCAUCAGAAAACUAUAUGUUUCCAAUUUGCCACCGAAGACAACUCGAACAGAGCUCUUUGGAGUGUUUGCUCAGUAUGGGUUUAUCAAGAGCUGUUGGUUAAGAAUGGGGGAUAAAGGACCAAACACGACUCCGACUCCUACAUAUGCAUUUGUCACAUUUAGUAAUGCUGCAGAUGCUCACAAAGCGUUACGAGCACCUGUUCAUGAGAAGACGUUAAGAGGCAGAAAUCUCAGAAUAUCCCCGGCCGAUAGUUGGCACCAACCUGCUGAAGAUGUGGAUGGGAGAGUACUCUGGAAACCAAACCGCAGGGAAGACAGCACACUAUGGAACAGUGAUCAGCUAAACGGUACAGCUGAAACAUCAGAACAGGUCGAAGAUAACGAAGCUAAUAAUGAAGGGGAUAAUGUUGAGGAGGAUGAUAUAUGCAAUGCAUACAAUAUAUUGGAUAUUCUGAAUAGAGAUUGCUUGACGCACAUCCUAACAUAUGUUCCUAUUAGAGAUCUUAUACAAUCCGAAAGGGUCAGCAAGAGAUGGCAGGCCAUGGUACAAGAAUAUUUACAGGGUGUUCGUAUGUUCAAGACGUCGUGGUGGCAGCACGUGCCGGUGACGUUGACUACGGCUGUUCUGCGUCGCGUGCUGGCCAGAUUGGGCGGGGCCCUCCUCAGGCUUCACAUCGACCACCACUGGUCCGCGCUGAACGACCGCACCGCUCACACCGUUGGGAAAUUCUGUCCGCACCUUGAGGAGCUUAAAGUCGUUGGAAUGCAUACGAAAAAUUGGAAUCCUCUUAUCUAUGGGUGUAAACAGUUAAAGAGCCUGUCCUUCGUUUCGUGUAACAAGCUGACGGAUUCCAGUCUGGUGCACCUGGUGAAGAACGACUCGUGUAUAGAGAGUUUGACGGUGGCCAAUAACACUCACGUCACGGGGCUGUUCUUGACCGGUUCGAAUCCAUCCAGGCUGUCGUCGCUGUCCUUCUACAACUGCUACAGCCUCCAGGGAACCGUCCUCAGUGCGGCGAUAGACACGCUGCCCAGCUUGACGACGUUGAAACUGGAUGUAUGUCCGGUGACGAUGUGGAAAAUCAUACCGUUAAUACUGAGCAAGCUGCCCAAACUGGAAGAAUUAUCUCUCAGCGAGUACACCUCGGUGGAACUGUGCCUCGCCCCGUUAGGGGUGGACGCGUUCUGUAAAGCGAUGUCCGGACUGACGGAACUGAAGGUGUUGAAUCUGAGCAGAAAUAUUUAUAUAACUAACGCUGUCCUCAAAACGGUGGCGCAGUCCUGUCCCAAGCUGGAGUCCUUGAAUAUAUCCGGUUGUAACUCCAGGAAGAGCUUUCCCCAUCCAGGUGUCGGAGACGAAGGUCUGAUAGCGAUCGGAUCCUGCUCGUCUCUGAGUCGCCUGGACGUGUCGUAUCUAGCGACGCUGACGGACUCGGGGCUGUCAACCGUGGCCUUACUACCUCGUCUUACUACACUCAUAUCACGCGGGAACUACGCGCUCUCCGCGGCACCCUUUGUCGCAGCCCUGGCCGCCUGCCCUGCUCUACAGGAGAUAGAUGCUUGCGGCUGCGACGGUGUGUCGGAGGAGGUGGUGUGUGCGGCCGUCGCUGCUCUCACGCAAAGACCGAGGCCGCUGAUACUGAGACUGGCCGCCACCGGCGCCGCACUCGCCGACGCCGACAGACAGCAUGAGUUGGAGAGUCACAGGUUGCUGACGGUGAACCUGUACGAGGACCGCAGCAACCCUCACCUGAGAGCUGACUUCGUGGAUCGCAUCUUCGAGGAAAGUCCCGACGGCUCCUUCGACCUGUACGACCCCGACGACUUCGACGACCUGCUCGGUGAAGAUGACGACAUCUUUUUGGACGACGGAUUUGAGUUGAGGCCCAACAUUUUGUUCCUUUAAUAUACACCAACCGCUGAGCUCUCUCACAAAAUACAACACAAGGGAAUAUAACACACGUUAAUAAUACAUUGAAAUUGUAAAUUAAUAUUACAAUAUUAUUAUUUUUAUAUAUAUAUAUAUAUUAGUUUUUCCUCAUGUUCUGUGUAUAAUUUUAUUAGAAGUGAUUAUCGUUUGAUGUUGCAUAUUUUCUUUCAUCUCUGUUUGUUUGUAAGUCUAUGAAAUUAAUUGAAACGGAGGAACAUUUAGUUUUUGUAUGAUAUUUGUUUAAAUAAUUAAAUAUUUUUUUUGUUUUUCAAACAUGUUCCGUUUGUCACCGGAGUCCGGGGAUUCUGAAUAUAAUAUGUACCGUGUACUUCAUGUAUCUGUGAUGUGACCGUAACAUACAAUAAAAACUGUUUUUUGUAGUUUUUAUCAAUUACUUUAAUAUACAUAAAAAUAUAAGUAUAAGCAAAGUCUGAAACAUUGUGAUAGAUUGUAAAUUGUUCAUGUACCUUUUCAUUUUAUUUUUAAUUUUUUUUUUUUUCAUAACUGGUAUUAUUUUGUAUAAAAUGUAUGAAAAAUUUUGUAGGUAGUCUAACAGUGUACCCAUACAAAAUUUUGUGUUUUAUUUCACAAGACUGUAUAAUGAUGUUCAUUGCCUUGUUGUAUACUCAAAUAAAGUAACUAGCUUAAAGCAUUCAUAUAAGUGCUUGCGAAACAUAAUGAAACCUCAUUUUAAAGUAGUGGGAUAGUUAUGACAAUGGAAUAGAUGGCCAGUGUCGCCCAGUUACGGACUAUGUUAUAUAGUGUUACAGGUAAAUCUGUGAGUUGUUUGUUAAGUGAUUGAUAUAUUUAAUGUUUUAUACUCGGUUUCUACUUGUGCAAUACGAAGCAUGGAGUGUGUGCACUAAAUUUUGAUAUGUUUUGUGUAAUUUUAUAUUAAUUACAUUACUGUAUCCUUAUUGUAUUGGUUUUGUUAACUCGAAUGGAAUGUAAUCAACGGGGAGUUAUAUAUUUUUUAAUCAAGGAUUGAGUUUGUUUUGGUGGCAUUGAAUAAAUCAGUUAUUAUUAAUGUUUUUUAUGCCUUUUUUAUGUAGGCGAAGUUUUUACAUUGAAUUGUUUAUGCGGAGGACGAUUUUAUUAGAAAAUUUAAUUUGGCCGCAAAGGGAAUGAAUGUCAAAUUAGAAUUUUUGUUUACAAUUACUUUUGUUAUAGGUAACAAUGUUCGAAACUAUUUAUUAUUAUUUUUUUUUUCUUAUGUAAAUGAAUACAUAGUUUAAAUUGCUUUUAGUUUUAAUGUCAAAUAAUUUGGGCCAUUUUAUUUAGUUGUUAUUUUAAAUUGCAAUUAUAUUUUUAAAAGUAUAGUUCUUAAUAGAAGAAGAUAAUACUAUAUUUUCAUGGUUCAUUUAGUAAUUAAUGUUUUUUAGAUUUGCAUUUUAGGAUAGAAGUUGUGCAUGGAGAUAUUGAUAUCUUAGUUUUUAUACACGAUUAUUGUUUAAACAAUCUUAGUAAAAAAAAAAAAAAAUAUAAUAAAACAGAAUACAUCCACUUCCUCAACA